This is a messenger RNA of Alternaria burnsii, 1329 nucleotides long. RefSeq lists its product as uncharacterized. The record is from RefSeq and is a predicted model, not a curated record. The coding region runs from base 1 to 1329 and encodes 442 amino acids. NCBI's taxonomy places the organism in Eukaryota, Fungi, Ascomycota, Dothideomycetes, Pleosporales, Pleosporaceae. Gene Ontology annotation, biological process: siderophore biosynthetic process. The transcript is spliced from 2 exons.
AUGGCGCAACAGGAAACGCAGGAUACCGCGCAAGAGCCGCUCGUUCUCAAGCUUCCUCACCCAUAUCUAACCGCAUACACUAUCGUUAAUGUGGCACCGAAAGGACAGCUCAUAAGCUACCAAGUUCAGCUUUCUUCAGCAAACAUCACAGGCAAGGAGGUUGCUCCGCCGGCAGUUCUACAUAACGAAACUGUUUCAUUCACCGACAUUAGCACCUUGAGCCAAGAUGCAGUACCAGCGAAGGGAGACAACAGUUCUUGGGCUCGCACUCGAAGAUCCCCAUAUGUAACAGUCUCUUGGAACAAGGAUCGGCCAACCGUCCCGCAACUUUGGCUCAUUGCCUACGCGUUGGUCUCACUGCACCCGCUAGUUGAGAAUUUCCGCGUGCUAUUCUCUGGGAAAGACUCGCAGGAACUAGCCAAUGAGCUUUAUGCCACCGGCCUUUUCCACUCGCAUCCAAAGGCUUCCAAUGCUUCGGCGCCUCAUGAUGGUCACCUCCUCUUCCGAGGAACAUUCUGGCAGGGCGCCGCAUCUCCAUUCGGUGCUCGUCCAGUCUGGGCACCGCACCUUCACGCCUCUGGAAAGCCGAUCCAGAGACCAUAUCCUCCAUUUCCGUUUCAGAAUGCACCAUCGACUCAGUUCCCGGCUGUACCACGGCAUACGCAACAUCCUGUCCGUGAACCAAAGCCCGAGCCUGGCUCGAUCAUUUACAGCCGAUGGGUGCCACACCUGAAGGAGCAUUUUACAAUGGUGGCUCUUGACUACACCAAUGAUGAGCAUCUCCGACUAUUCAACAAGUGGCAAAACGACCCACGUGUCGCUGCAGGUUGGAACGAAACCGGCACUCUGGAUCAACACCGUGAAUAUCUCCGAAAGCUGCAUGAGGACCCCCACGUACUCACCAUGUUCGCUGCUUUCGACGACAUUCUGUUUGCCUACUUUGAGGUUUAUUGGGCAAUGGAGGACCACAUGGGUGCUCACUACCAGUCUUCGCCAUAUGACCGCGGCAGGCACUCACUCGUCGGCGACGUUCGAUUCAGAGGGCCUUACCGCGUUUCUGCAUGGUGGUCUGGCCUCAUGCACUACAUGUUCCUUGAUGAGCCACGCACCUGGAACCUGGUAGGUGAACCAGCAGCAACAAGCAGCACUGUGCUAGCAUAUGACUUCGCCCACGGUUUCCACGUUGAGAAGAUCAUGGACCUUCCACACAAGCGCAGUGCUUUGAUGAUGGUUAAUCGAGAGAAAUUCUUCACAUUAAGUCCUUUCACCUGGGACGGGGAGAAGAAAGUUCGCCCAAGCCUGGAUGCAGGUGCCAAGUCAAAGUUGUAG